CAGUGCCAAAAAUUCAUGUAAAGUGAUGGUGUGAAGCAAGAUUCCUUUAUCCUUAAAAUCUUCCGAAAAAGAAGUCGCAGAGUUUACUGCUGUGGACAAGAUGUAACUUUACCUGUAAGAAUAUUAUUUAACGUUCAGGGAGUUGAAUAGUAUAAUUUAUAGUAAUUACUAUUCGGGGUAAGAUGGCAGAGGAAGGCAAGAAAGUGUCUUUCGGAUUUUCAAAGUCGUUAAAGAAACCUACUCUGAAAAAUGUUCCGCUUCCCGAAGAGAAAAAAGUCGAUUACAUCGAAUGUCUGGACGAAAAGUCUAUCAAGGUUUUCGGAGAGGAAGAAAAGAAAGAUGAGCCUCUUGUAAUUCCUAUGCUGGGACCAAAGACGUGGCAUGACAGAAUUAUUAACAAAGUAGAUGCCGACAUCUUUGAAACUAAAGAAAAAUUGAGCGAAAAUGAUGCAUCACGGAUUAAAGAUGAGAAGAAAACUGAAAACAUCACUGACAAUGGGGUUCUUUUGAAUAAAUGUAACCUGCCAUCGACGGAACGUAUUGAAAUUAAAAUGGAAAUAGAUGACGAUGUUAAAGAACCAACUAAAACUUUAGAGGAACAAGCUGCAAAGGAGAUUAUCGAAGAGCUUACAACUGCUGAAGUUAAGGUGGAAAACAAUAUCGACGUGGCAUUACCUGUUCCACAAAAUGAAUCUCUGCUUGGUCAGGAAGAGUCCACGCUAGAAGAUUACGAGCAAAUUCCCAUUGAUAAGUUUGGCGUAGCAAUGCUGCGAGGAAUGGGAUGGCAACCUGGGAAGGGCAUUGGGAGAAAUGAAAAAGUCGUCGCAGCAACAAUACCCGAAUUACGGCCAAAAGGUAUGGGGCUAGGUGCAGACAAAGUAACGUUGCAAAAACAAAAAGAAGUCAAAAGGAAAGAUGAAGAACAGUUGAAACUAGUGAAGGGAGCUUUCGUGAAAAUUAUUGCUGGAAAAUACAACAAUAAUUAUGGAGAAAUUGAAGGAUUGGAUGAUGACGCCGGAAGAUUAAUAGUCAAAUUAGCCCUUGGGGGAAACAUUGUUUCCCUUAAUGAAUUCAUGGUUCAAGCAGUAACAAAGGACGAAUACUCAAAAAAUGCUAAAGUUUUAAAUUCAUCAUCGUACGAAAAGUACAAAGACAAACACUUGAACGACCAAAAACCAGAAGACACUCGUCAGGAAUCAAAUGACAGGGACCUAAAAAAUAUGAGUUCAGACGAGAACAACGAUAAACUUAGGAAUAAAAGCAAGAAAUCUAAAAGUUCAAAAAAACGAUCAAAAUCAAAAAAGCGGAGAAAGCACUCUUCCAGUGAAGACAGCAGUUUAGACCGAAAGUCAAGGAAACGAAAAGAUACCAGCGAUAGUGACAGUGAUCGAAAAUCGAAGAAAUCAAAGAAGUCAAAAAAGCACAAAAGGCAAGAUAGUUCUUCUGAACGUGCGAGCAGAAAAAGUAGAAAGAAAGACAAGGAACGAGAAAGGAGAAAAGACCGAAGCAGUCACCGAAUAUCUGGAUGUAAAAAAUCGUAAAUUAUAGAAACCCCGAUCUCAGUUAUCCAUGAGAUGACGAUGAUAAAUAUUAGACAAAGUUUUAAGGUUUGACUCCAUUGUACAAUUUCGUUUAUACAAUUUUGUAAUAAAACUUAUUUUUUCUUACUA
Molecule: messenger RNA, 1670 nt
Organism: Orussus abietinus
Lineage: Eukaryota; Metazoa; Arthropoda; Insecta; Hymenoptera; Orussidae
Product: G-patch domain and KOW motifs-containing protein
Exons: 5
Coding region: 183-1541 (452 amino acids)
Biological process (GO): mRNA splicing, via spliceosome
Cellular component (GO): spliceosomal complex
Molecular function (GO): nucleic acid binding
Source: RefSeq, a predicted model, not a curated record